AUGGGCUGUGGGUGUUCCAAACUCUCUGUCUGUUGUUGGGGUUCAGAAAUUACUGAACCAGUUCUUGAGACCCAUAGCGUGGAAAAUGAGGAGAAGAAUGAACUUGAUUUGCCUGCAUUUCAUGAGUACACAGUUGAGCAACUUAGGACGGCAACCUCAGGAUUUGCUGUGGAGAAUAUAGUUUCUGAACAUGGGGAAAAAGCCCCAAAUGUGGUUUACAAAGGGAAGCUUGAGAAUCAAAGACGGAUAGCUGUCAAAAGAUUCAAUAGAUCAGCUUGGCCUGAUGCCCGGCAAUUUUUGGAAGAAGCAAGGGCUGUUGGGCAGCUUCGGAACAUCCGAUUGACAAAUUUACUUGGUUGUUGCUGUGAAGGUGACGAGAGACUACUUGUUGCUGAAUAUAUGCCCAAUGAUACAUUGGCAAAGCAUUUAUUUCAUUGGGAAACACAACCCAUGAAAUGGGCAAUGCGGUUACGGGUGGCUUUAUAUCUUGCACAGGCUCUUGAAUAUUGUACCAGUAAAGGACGUGCCCUUUAUCAUGAUUUAAAUGCCUAUAGAAUUGUGUUUGAUGAUGAUGGCAACCCUAGACUUUCAUGCUUUGGUAUGAUGAAAAACAGUAGAGAUGGGAAAAGCUACAGUACAAACCUGGCAUUUACUCCUCCCGAGUAUCUACGGACAGGAAGAGUUACGGCAGAAAGUGUAAUGUAUAGCUUUGGCACCCUUUUGCUUGACCUUCUCAGUGGGAAACACAUUCCUCCAAGCCAUGCACUUGAUCUUAUUCGGGACAGGAAUCUUCAGAUGCUAACAGAUUCUUGUUUGGAAGGCCAAUUUUCAAAUGAUGAGGGAACUGAGUUAGUACGUUUGGCUUCACGAUGUUUGCAAUAUGAACCCCGAGAGCGUCCUAAUCCAAAGUCAUUGGUUGCUGCUUUGGUUCCUCUUCAGAAGGAUACAGAGGUUGCUUCUCAUGUAUUGAUGGGUAUACCACAUGGUGCAGCAGCUUUACCUAAUCUAUCACCACUUGGUGAAGCCUGUGUGAGGAAGGAUUUGACGGCCAUACAUGAGAUCUUAGAAAGCAUUGGAUAUAAGGAUGAUGAAGGUGCAGCAACUGAGCUUUCAUUCCAAAUGUGGACCAACCAGAUGCAGGAGACAUUAAACUCAAAGAAAAAGGGUGACGUUGCUUUCCAUCAUAAAGAUUUCAGGGCUGCAAUUGAGUGUUACACCCAGUUUAUUGAUGUUGGAACCAUGGUUUCCCCGACAGUUUUUGCACGCCGUAGUUUGUCUUAUGUGAUGAGUGACAUGCCACAGGAAGCCUUGAAUGAUGCAUCACAAGCCCAAGUGAUUUCCCCGGUUUGGCACAUUGCAUCAUAUUUGCAAGCUGCAGCUCUUUUUGUACUUGGAAGGGAUGAUGAGGCACAAGUAGCCCUCAAAGAGGGUUGUGUACUAGAAAGUAAAAAGAACACAACCGCUUGA
Prunus armeniaca (apricot) is the source of this 1467-nucleotide messenger RNA. Lineage: Eukaryota; Viridiplantae; Streptophyta; Magnoliopsida; Rosales; Rosaceae. The record is from the annotation of a GenBank genome assembly.